Molecule: messenger RNA, 1635 nt
Organism: Amoebophrya sp. A25
Lineage: Eukaryota; Dinophyceae; Syndiniales; Amoebophryaceae
Source: the annotation of a GenBank genome assembly
GACUUUGAGCGCCAGUGAGUAAUAUCAGUCAUUUCAUCUUCCGCAGCAAAGGAUUGUUCAUUUGCAAACGAGGGAAAAAUAAAAGAUUGUGCUCGUCAGGUCCAAGUGGGAAGGUUUCGUGCCUACUUGAGUAAGCAUUUUGCUCUCGUAUCGAGUUUCGAAAAUCCACGGAGAAAAGUGCCCGCUUCGUCUUUUGUCCAUAUGCGUGGUUUGGUUCAAAAGCUGGAGCUGAACGGAAAAUACGGGGGGGUCGCGGGUGGCGUUGAUAACAGGAGGCGAGACCCGUUACGAUUCGAGACGGUUACAGUGAUGAAGUGAGAACAAAGACACUAAGCUGAAGCCGGAAAACACGGUAUAAUUAGCGGACCUGAACGAAAUUUGUAGGGGCCUACCCCACCCAAUAGAGGUGUUCGAAGCAGAUGUUACUGCGGAUGCGGCGGCGAUUUUCCGCCCGUGUCUCGUCGCAUUCCAAAGCCGUCUCCAGACCAUACCGCAGGACGGAAGCAGGUACCUGCUGGUGAAGGACGUUGCGUUUAUAGUCGAACUCGGGCUCGCCAAGUGUGAGAGUCUCAACUCUAGCAAUGUGUUCCCCGCCAGCCGACUGGAAGAGGUGAUGCAGUAUUUCUUCGAACGUGCCGCGGAAGUCACGCCGGAGACGGGCCACCUGGCUAGAUACUUUCCCCCACAAAAUUCCGGCUCUGCUCUCUGUCCCUACUACCUGUGCUACACGUUUGCAGCGCUUGAUCUGAGCGAGUUGCACUACAGCAAAGUGGGCGAGUUUGACAAAUUGGACACCCUCUGCAGACAAUGGCUAGCUCGGCAUGAACAGCGCACAGAAGCCAUGACGCAGCGCGGUGAGCGUGAUUCCUGUGGAUCCUAUCACCGCAGGAGAUUUGUGAAAGUGCAUGCGUGCGCACUCCACGGACUUGAGAGGCACGGCGAAGCCCUGGACCGCCUGGAAGAAGUUUUGCGAGUACUGGAGGAAGAAAAGGCGGCCGAGCACCAGAGGAUACUCGAGGAACUCUAGAAGCAGUGCCCCGUGAACAAUACGUGGAAACGUAGCUGCGACAUGUGGUGGGCAGCUUAGUGAAUACCCACGACCACAGUCUGUCUUCGAGGGGAAACGAGCACGCCUGUCGAAACACCCACUGCGCGAUCUGCCUCGAUUCAUUGGGUGCGGACGGUUUUGCUCUACCAUGUUUUGACGGCGUCCACAACUCAUGUCAUGAUCAGUAUAUACGAAAACUCCUUGGGGAAAGCGCUCGAGCGGCAAGCCGUGGAGCAGAAAUCACCAACCGAGCUUCUUGUCCAGCGUGUCGCGAUGAGGGACGAAAUUCAAACAUGGGUCAAGGGUUUCAACGUGCAAUAGAUGCUGCACUGCGAGGAGCUGCCAGGAGAAGAGUGGCAGGAGUUUCCAGGUAAGUAGGCAAACAAACCUUCUAGUACGAACUUCUACAAGAUUCUUACUAAGUUAGGCAUGUAGGCCAGUCUUCGUGCGCAAAAGGAUUUUUUGCGUGUUUUUGACUAUCAUGAUUUUUUUAUUUUGUUGCUUCACCCAAAGCGUUGUUAUGCAAUUAAAAGCGACAAGACAAAAUUGGUGAUGUGUUGACGGAAAGGGAGCAAUCCAGUCUUUUU